GAGAGAGAGAGACCGAAGAGACGGACCCGGGUCUAUAAUUAUGGUCAGUCAUGGCUUGGCUGGCUUACUGGCUGGGUGAGGUCCAGCGGCUCUCGCUGCUCUCCUUGUUUACGGCUGCUUUGGCCAUCGUAGUCAUCUACCUGGUGCAGUAUGGCCUGAGAACUCUGCGGCAAGGCGGACGGAAGCCGCCGCCGCCGCCGCCGCCUGAACUUCUGCAAGGGGACGAGGACUCCGUCUUCGCUUGGUUGCUGUCUCUGAACAGCUGGAAGAGUGAAUGGCAGAAAGCGUGGAUAACAGCGCUGAACGAGGAAGCCAAAUUAAGGGCGGACUCCUGGUUAUUCACUUUUGAAGAAGAUGGAGCUCCUCAGCCUCUGGAGCUUGUGGUACAACAAGUUUUAAAUGUGGCGAAAUCUUCUGAAGAAAAGGUGGUCUCUUGUAAUGUAAUUGGAAAUGCUUUUCAUUUUAUUCUCAAUGUGUCCCAUACUUCACCUGUUACUGCAAAAUGUCAGUCUUACAAUGUAAAGCUAUCUCCACUUCAUUUGCAGCUGGAACUUUCAAUAAAAUCCAAAGAGGAAAACAUCCGGGUCAAGUGGUCUUUCAUCUACACCUCAGAAACAAACACUGAAGUCAAGCCUGUGAAACUGCAAGAGGACAAGACAGCUGGGGUAUGUGCAGUGUCAGAAACAUUUAAAGGUGUGUUGCAGAAUCUCAUUAAUUCAGCAUCUCCCUCUGUGAUUCUGUGUACAAAACCUACAGAUAUAAAGGCAAUACAGAGUGUAUUGAAUACAGGAGCUCUCCCUCAGGGCACCAGUCCUCCUAAGCCUCCAAGGGCUCAUGAACUAAAAUUGCUAAUAAAAAGCAUCAAAGCUACACUGACCAAUCAAAGCACUGCAGGCAGCAUUAAGCCAACAUGUAUAAUUCAACUCAAUGACCCUUUUCAGAGGUUUUCCAGCUCUGUUGCCAAUAAUCCAUUGGACCUCGCUUGGAAAGAUGAGUUCAUCUUUGAAUUAAAUGCCAGAUCAAAAGACCUGCAAGUAAAGGUUGUAGAAAAUGAGGAACAAGACGGUGGCUUCUCAGCUUUAGCUACUGUACCUUUGGAUUUGUUCAGGAAGCAGCCUUCUGGACAUAGAAGUUUUGCACUGAAGAGCCAGUUCAGCAACUGCAGUAGCAGCAAUAGCUCUACAGUAGGAUCUGUGUUAGCAGAGUUCUCAUACAUAGAACCUUCAGAGUCUAGAUCUUUACAAGUUCCUGCCAAGGUCCCUAUUGCAAAAAUAGAGACGGAUCGGACUGUGAUGCCCUGUGGGACUGUGGUUACUACUGUCACUGCUGUGAAAGCCAAACCUUUCAUAGAAGGGAGAUCGUCUGUUCUGCAUUUAGAGUCACCAGUCCAAAGUCCUGCUAAAAUGAAGGUGAUUGAAAAGGAUUUGUCUGUUCAAGCAAUCUGUUGUCGGAAAGCUUCCGUAAGCAAAGCUUUAUCUUCUUCAGAUACAGAGUUACUAGUGUUGAAUGGCAAAGACCCUGUUGCAGAAGUAGCCAUUCGACAGCUAAGUGAAUCUGCAAAGCAAAAACUUAAGUCUCCCAGGAAGAAAAGCACGAUCAUAAUAUCAGGGGUAUCUAAGACUAAUUUAUCUCAGGAUAGCGAAGCUGCACUCAUGAUGGACUACGCAGCAGCCAUGGAUAGCUCAUAUAAACAAGAUGACACUUCCAGUGUUGAAGGUUCUCCUGCACAGUCCCCGUCUGAUGAAAAGCGAUCACUUUCUCCAUCCCAAACCAUUCCUGCACAUGAAGACCCCCAGGAAAACAGCCAUGAUGCCUGGACCUUAGAUGACAGUAGUCAGCAAUGGCACAGCAAUGCACUACUAGACCAAGACUGUGAUAAGAUGUCUGGGAGCUCUGUAAGCAUCUCGGAAUCUGGAACUGUGAAGAAGUCCAAAGGUGGAAUAUUUAAAAAGAGUGCGAAGUUAUUUUUCCUCCGUCGGCACCAUCAAAAAGACCCAGGAAUGAGCCAGUCACAUAAUGACCUCAUCUACUUGCAGCAGCCUGCCUCUGACAGUCCUCGGAAAAAGGGGGGCACCCUGACACGCAUUCUGAACAAGAAAAUUAUCUUCAAGAGCAAGAGCAAAUUGAAUGGCACAUCAGUUGAACCAUAUGCAUAAAACCUAGUACAUACCAAAUCAUAUGACCUGCACAUGACCAACUGUUUACAGAAGUAUGAACUUUCAUAUGGGAUUCUCUAAUGCUUAAUGAGAUUCUCUAAUGCUAUGGUCCAUGGAAGAGGCUGGACAACAAAGAAUGGAUGUGGAAUUGGUGGAGGAAGCUCUAUAGCUAUUUUAAGCUGCAGAGAAUAAGGCCUCAGACUUCUCCAUACUUACUUGGAAAUGAGCUCAAUGAAAUCAGUAGACCUUGGUCUAAAACACUAUUUCUAAAAAUCAGGUUUAAAAUGUGUUUUUAACUUGGAACCAAACAUAAGAGAACCAGGGAGUUAAUAGUGGACUGCAUGAAUGUAUGUUAACAAGGGGAUAUCAUGGAUGCAUUUUUUUUAAAGUAAUAUACUAUGGAGAAGAGUAGCAAUACAAAUUUUAAACAGGGUAUUGAGUUGUGGGAGGGGAGUGGAAAAAGCAAGAAAUCUUGAUUCAGAGGAUCUGAACUGGGAAAUACAUUUUAGGUGCAAAUUCUACACAUAUUUAGGCAAAAAAAGUCAUACAAACUCCCAGCAUGCCCCAGGCAGGCAGGGGAUUGCUGGGAGGUCCAGGACUUUUUUCUGACUAAAUCCUACAUACUUAGGAUUGCGCCUUUACAGUGCAAUUUUACACAUACUUACUCAGAAGCAAAUCCUGCUGUACACAAUAGGGCUUACUCCCAGGUAAGAAUGCACAGGAUUGCAGCCUUAGAAUGUUUAUGGAGAAAUAAAAUGCUGAAUGGGACAGCCUGAUACAAUAAUUGCUAAACCAGUGUAAAUUAGACUUGCUCUUGAUAGACAGUAACCAUGCAAACUAGUAACUUAUGUGGUUACUUACUGUGAAGCUAAUCUUAAUUUUCUGUGCACAUACCAGAAAUGAUAAAACCCAUUUUUAUGUUCUAAGAUGAUAAGCUCACAAACAAUUAAAAAAUUCAUGUUCUUACUUCCAUGAUACGAGGAAACUAUAUUGCCAGUGCUUCAACUUGCCUUGGGGAGCCCAUAACUUAUUAGAGAAAUGUAUUCCCUCAUAGCAAAAUGACGGAUAACAUUAUGCAGAGCCAGGGCCGGCGCCAGACUAUAUUGCACCCUAGGCAGGUGUGUUCUGAAGCCGC
This is a messenger RNA of Elgaria multicarinata webbii, 3291 nucleotides long. RefSeq names its product C2 calcium dependent domain containing 2 (gene C2CD2). The record is from RefSeq and is a predicted model, not a curated record. The coding region runs from base 51 to 2156 and encodes 701 amino acids. Lineage: Eukaryota; Metazoa; Chordata; Lepidosauria; Squamata; Anguidae. The transcript has 14 exons.